CGGCAGAGCGCGUGAAAUCCGUCUUCGCUGAGCCGAGUUCUCCUCGUUCCUGCUCCGGUUCUCCUCCUUCGCGAAUGGAGCCGCGAACCUUCGUGCACAGACCGAACCACCCUCCCUCAGCCCGCCGGGACUGAGCGGACCCUUCCCGAUCCGUCCGCCGGACCGCCCGCUCCGUCUUCCAGCAGGCCGCCGUCUCCUUCGUGACUCUGUUCCCAUGCGAUUCUUCAGACUCACAUUCAAGUGCUUCGUGGAUUGUUUUUGAUGGUCGCGGUCUGGUACCGGUGUUUUCCCUUGUUCAUUUUUGUUAUAUUGAUUAUAUAUAUCAAUAUUUCUUACUAUUCUUACUUUUUUUGUAAAAAAAGAUAUAUUUAAGAUAUUUCUAUUAGAUAUUUCAUCCCCUGCGGUAAAUCUUAAUCUUAACGAUCCUGAUUGAACUGGAUCCUUGAAUGAAACCAAAUAUCCUGGUUAUUAUUAUCACCGGGGACAAGAAAAGACAGAAGCAGGACCUAAGACAGAACUGGACCUGCUGAUGGUCCAGCUCAUCUAUCAUUGUAUAGGGUUCUGAUGGUUCGGGCCUCACUGAGAAAGCUUGAGGAUUAAAACAAAGACAAGAAACAGAUCGGUGGAUGUGAGCAGGCUCGACCUCUGCAUCCUCUGCACUGUCCUAACUGGGGACAAACUCCGCAUUCAAAGACACAAACUGUCGAAUUAGAAAGGUGGGAAAACUGCAACCAGUGCGUACUGGUCUCCCACUGGAUUGAGAGGAAUCCCAUCUGGUUCCACUGUGGUUUGAACUACUGUGAAGUUCUUAAGUAGGUCCAAAUUGGUUCUUGGUGGGAUCCUAACUGGUCUCCUACUGGUUCCUAUCUACUUUGGACUGACUGAUGGAGAAGCAGGCGCUCCCGGCCUCCUGCUCCCUGCUCCUUCUGGAGGAGAGGAAGGGCCCACUACUCCUCAACGGCACUACUUCUUACCCCUCGGCGGCCAUGAACGGCAGCCUGGUCCCGUUGGCUCCAGCAGGGUCUGGUGGGGCCGGCGCCGGUCCAGACAAAAAGGGCAGCAUUGUCACAGGAGCGGUGCCUGGAUAUCAGGAGCGGGAAACGUGGACCCGGCAGAUGGACUUCAUCAUGUCCUGCGUGGGUUUCGCUGUCGGACUCGGCAACGUGUGGAGGUUCCCCUACCUGUGCUAUAAAAACGGAGGAGGUGUCUUCCUGAUCCCGUACCUGCUGAUCGUCUUUGCCGGUGGAAUCCCCAUCUUCUUCCUGGAGAUUGCUCUGGGCCAGUUCAUGAAGGCCGGCAGCAUCAACGUGUGGAACAUCGCUCCACUGUUUAAAGGUUUGGGUUACGCCUCCAUGGUGAUCGUGUUCUUCUGUAACACCUACUACAUCAUGGUGUUGGCCUGGGGCUUUUAUUACCUGAUCAAGUCCUUUAGCUCCACCCUCCCCUGGUCCAGCUGUGACAAUGAAUGGAACACGCCCAACUGCAUCGACACCUUCCAUCACCACAUCUGCAACAACGGCAGCUUCGCCAACGUCACCGUGAGUGGCAACAGGACCUGCGCAGAGCUGGCAGACGCACGCUCACCGAUCAUCGAGUUCUGGGAGAACAAGGUGCUGAACAUCUCGUCGGGCCUGGACGAGGCUGGACCCAUUAACUGGGAGCUCAUGUUGUGUCUCAUGGCUGUCUGGGUUCUGGUUUACUUCUGCGUCUGGAAGGGAGUCAAGUCCACGGGGAAGAUUGUGUACUUCACAGCCACCUUCCCCUACGUGGUGCUCAUCAUCCUGCUGGUCCGAGGGGUCACGCUGCCCGGAGCGUACGACGGCAUCAUGUACUACAUCAAGCCCGACUGGUCCAAACUGGAAGAGGCUCAGGUGUGGAUAGAUGCCGGCACACAGAUCUUCUUCUCCUACGCCAUUGGACUGGGAGCUCUGACAGCACUGGGCAGCUACAACCGUUUCAACAACGACUGCUACAAAGACGCCUUCGUCUUGGCUCUGAUUAACAGUGGAACCAGUUUCUUUGCUGGGUUCGUGGUCUUCUCCAUCCUGGGCUUCAUGGCUGCUGAGCAGGGAGUCGACAUCUCGCAGGUCGCUGAGUCAGGUCCUGGUCUGGCCUUCAUCGCGUACCCUAAGGCAGUCAGCAUGAUGCCGGUGGCUCCUCUUUGGGCAGCGCUCUUCUUCUUCAUGCUGCUGCUGCUGGGACUCGACAGUCAGUUUGUAGGAGUGGAAGGAUUUGUUACUGGAAUUUUAGACCUUUUUCCUGGAAAGUACCAGCAUCGCUACAAAAGGGAGAUUUCUGUGGCCAUUUGCUGUUUGCUGUGCUUCAUUAUUGACCUCUCCAUGGUGACAAGGGGUGGGAUGUACGUCUUCCAGUUGUUUGACUACUAUUCAGCCAGUGGAAUGACUCUGUUGUGGCAAGCGUUCUGGGAAUGCAUAGUAGUGGCCUGGGUCUAUGGUGCCGAUCGCUUCAUGGAUGACGUCGCCCGGAUGAUCGGCUACCGGCCCUUCCCCUGGAUGAAGUGGUGCUGGUCCUUCAUCACGCCGUGCGUGUGCUUGGGCAUCUUCCUGUUCCACCUGGUCAACUACAAGCCGCUGAGCUACAACAACGUGUACGUGUACCCGUGGUGGGGCGAGGUGAUCGGCUGGUGUCUGGCCUUGUCCUCCAUGCUCUGCAUCCCCGUCAGCCUGCUCUACAAGCUCUUCAGCGCCAAGGGAACCUUCAGAGAGCGCUGGGCCCACCUCACCAGCCCGGUUUGGGGGGCUCAUCACCUGGAGUACAUGGCCCCUGACGUCAAGUCUCUGACCUCACUGUCGCCCGGAACCGACGACAACAAGGUCAUCAUCUUUGAAAGCGUCAUGUAGCUGCGCUGCACCCGUCACCGCUCCGGCGUCAUCCAUCCAGCUCAACCACCAGCAGGUUCUGGGCCUGGGUUUGGACCCGACUGACCGGUCCUGCUCCAUUGAUGGCUUGGUCUCAGCGUCUCCAACAUGCGGAGCAAUGGAAGUGCAUUGACUCCAAAUUCAUCCUUUGUCUAAGCGUCAGAUCCCAGAACCCUUCACUAACUGGUCCCUACUUACACAUGGAAUGUUUUAUCCCUUGAUAGAACCUGGAGAAAGUGCAGCAUGUGGUCAGGCUGCUGGACUGAGGCUGCCAUCCUCCACCUCAACAAUGGUUUACUGCACUUUAGACAGAUGUGGAAACACAACAACUUUUAUCCUCUGACUCACUCUGAGCUCAAAGUCUAAGUGUGUGUGUGUGUCUGUGUGUCUGUGUGUGUUUUAAUGAGACUGACUCCCAGAAUGUUAGCGGAGCUUAUUAGAUUUUCAGUCCUGCUGUCAAACAUAUGCAUCCGACUCAAAGUCACUGUUUCAGGCAGCUGUGACACAUUUGUUUCCAAUGAUGCGUCGUGUCAAGUGUUAAGUCAUUGGAGCCCAAUUUUCCAUUGCUUCAGGCAUCUGGACACGUGGGAAGUCAAGGAGAUGUGUCCAGCUGUUUGUCCGUCCUUUACGUUGGUGUUGAACAAAAAGCUUGAGGGAGACUUUGACAGCAGGACUGAGUUUAACCAGUGAUGUCUUCCAGCACUUUAUCCAAUGGGUUAAAUCUACGCUCCAGCGUUAGUGAAUUAUGAGCCACCAGUACUGACCCCUGAGCAGCCUGGUCAGAUCAGAGGGUUGAGGGAGGACCCAGUGGACCCAGUUUAACAACCAUACUUCCUCCACCUGGUCGUCAGCCUGAACUAAGCUGGAGAUGCUGCAGCUUGAUGACUUCAUGAUCCACUGUAGGGUUCAAAUGUUGGCUCAAAGAUCCUGUAUGUCUUUUAAACAGAGUAACAGACGACAGAAACAGGAAGGUCAGAAGCCUGUUAGUUUUACUGAAACCACUGGGUCCAACCUUUACCCUUUACGUCCAUGAUGUGACCUGCUUCUUAGGAAGUUUAGGCCCAUGUGAGAACCAGGUCAUAGGUCUUUGUUCUCGGUCUCACGGGACGAAUCGAGUGCCAAACCCUGCAGACCAGAGCCCCUUUCACCGCCGGCACGCUGCCACCAACCGACAGAAGCCAAACUAGUUCUUUCUGAGUUUCUUCUAUUUUUAGUUUCUUUAACAAACUGGCCCCCCUUGUGUCAAAAGCAUCAACAGGAUUAACAAAGUAACAGCAUCAUGUGGGAGACCUUGAACUAUAUUAACCCACAUGUUAACGAGUGCUGAGGAACACAGGUGUGAUUCUACGCUGCCUCCUUUAGUCGGCUCAAUUCAAUGUGAGUAGCAGAAUGAAACCAAAGGCUCCACUGGUCCCAAUCUGGCCUGGUUCUGAUCUCACCUCUAGCCACAAAAGUUUGAUUAGAAAGUUUUCAGCACCAAGACUGAACCAGAGCUUCAUCCUGGCUUCCACAUCUCACACAACAAUCCCAUUUACUUUACUGAUGCAUAAAUCUGAAUGGAAUGUGUGCAGAUGCAGUAGUUCUGGCUUGUUCUAGCGCCGACGCCUGGUGAUACGCUAGCUUAGAUGAAUCGAAGCAGGCUCUGAUGAUUAACACUAAUCUUGGUAUUGACUUGUGAAACCCUGUGCCAGUAACUAACUAGUGACAUUAGAUGUGACGUAUUGGAAGGUUACAGCCGUGACGAAGUGCCAGCAACUUUACUCCAGCAACAACAGUAACUGAAGCAGGGCCAUGAUAAAUGUUUUACUCUUAUUUCAAAAGCAACAUUGUGUUAUUACUGUUUGUAUGUGUUGAGAGGGUGGAAACGAUUCAGCAGCUAAUCAGAACAAAUAUAGAGCAGGAGGACUGAAGAAUGCCACACCUCCAGAAUUCAUGUUUCAUUUAAUGUCUUACUGCCAAACACAGAAACAAGUCAUGAGAGUCUCUAAGCUGAAACUGACAGACUGAGCAGCGUGUUCAUGUCUCCAUAGAAACACUGAGCUGCUUUUACGGUAAUGUCAUCUGAUGGAAACUUGAUGUCACUUUUUGUUUACAUCCAACUGAAGUUUUUUGUUUCAGCUUCUUGUGAUAUGACAAACUUACUACAAAGAUGAUUAACUGGUGCUUCCCCCCAAAAUUAAGAUGAUCUAAUAUAAUAUCCAGUUGUUGGGGAAGCUGAUCCCAGGUCUGACUGAAGCUGUGGACCUUCAGGGGUCCUCGGUCUUGUUUAGGCUGGAAACCAAGCGCCCCUCAGGCCUUAACACACAAGUUACCUAACGUAAAGUUAACUAAGACCCAAGCGAACCAGGUUGAAUAUCUUAGAAUAACAUGAUCAUCAAACAAACAGUCUAUGGCUCAGUCAUUUUUUUUAGGAACAGAGCUCACCUGGUUUCAGUCGUUUCCAGCCCAAAGCUACUGAUGUCAGUCGUCUACUUCCAUUCAUAAAUGUAGAUUAGACAAUCACCAUUUCUAUGUUGUAUGUUCACUGUGAUCAUUCACCAAUGACUAAACUCGUCAUGACAAACA
Messenger RNA from Betta splendens (Siamese fighting fish), 5444 nucleotides. RefSeq names its product solute carrier family 6 member 8 (gene slc6a8). Gene Ontology annotation, cellular component: membrane. Bases 885 to 2861 code for a protein of 658 amino acids. The transcript is spliced from 13 exons. The record is from RefSeq and is a predicted model, not a curated record. Gene Ontology annotation, biological process: sodium ion transmembrane transport. Lineage: Eukaryota; Metazoa; Chordata; Actinopteri; Anabantiformes; Osphronemidae.